AUGACGAUUGCUGAAGGUGCCUCGUCUGGUGGUACCGCUAGCGCGAACCCCGAGCAUGGUAGUCGUCUCGAGCUAGACGCUCUGGUAGUCGGAGGUGGCUUCUCCGGCUGCUAUAUGCUUCACAAGCUGCGCGAUGAACUCAACCUGAACGCGAAGCUCUUCGAAGCGGGCACCGCAUUGGGCGGCACAUGGCACCGGAACCGAUACCCGGGCGCUCGCGUCGACAUUGCCGUCCCGGGGUACGAGUACUCGAUGGAGCAGAUCUGGAAUGACUGGAAGUGGACGGAGAAGUACCCGGGGCAGGCAGAGCUGCAGGCCUACUUCAACCAUGUCGAUAAAACGCUGUCUCUCAGCAAGGACUGUUACUUCAGCACUGAAGUCUGCGAUGCCCGUUUCGACACCGAGAGCGCGACUUGGACGGUCAGCACUAAGGACGGCAAAUGCGCGCGCGCGAAAUACCUUAUUGUCGCGGUGGGCUUCGCAGCCAAGCAGCACGUCCCUGACUGGAAGGGGCUGGAUACCUUCGCUGGUGACAUCUACUACUCCGCGAACUGGCCAACGGAGCAAGUCGACGUCCGCGGUAAGCGCGUCGCUGUCAUCGGCACCGGAUCGACUGGUAUCCAGAUCAUUCAGGAGUGGGCUAAAGAUGCGGCCGAGACGACCGUCUUCCAGCGCACGCCUAACACUGCGCUUCCUAUGUGCCAGUCGUUGCUCCCCCCGGGACUGCAAGAAGACAGAGCCAGCCGGUUGCAGAUCUUCGAAGACAACAAGACGACCAACUCGGGGCUGGAGAUAUGGCCCAUCCCGCAGAACACGAUGGAUGUGUCGCCCGAGGAGCGCCUCGCGACGUACGAGCGGCUGUACGGCGGGGGUGGACUGUGGUUCUGGAACACAAACUACCAGGAUCUGUUGGUGGAUCCUGUCGCGAAUCGCGAGGCGUACGAUUUCUGGGCGAAGAAGACUCGGGCGAGGAUAAACGAUCCGCGCGCGCGUGAUCUGCUGGCUCCGCUGGAGCCAUUGCAUCCGUGGGGCGUGAAGCGGCCGUCGCUGGAGCAGAAUUACUACGAGUUGUUCAACAAGCCCAAUGUGCGACUUGUGAGCACCCGCGAAAGCCCUAUCGUCGAAAUCCGGCCCAAUGGUAUCGUGGCGGAGGAUGGGCAGUUGUACGAGGUGGAUAUGAUCGCCGUCGCGACGGGUUUUGAUACCGUGACGGGUGGGAUCAAGGAUGUGGGGAUCAAGGACAAAUAUGGGUUUGAUGUCGCCGACCAGUGGAAUAAGCAGGGGGUGCGGACCCAUCUCGGGAUGAUGGUUGGUGGGUGUCCGAACCUGUUCAUGCCAUAUAGUGCGCAGUCGCCAUCUGUGUUUACGAACGGCCCGACGUCGAUUGAAUUCCAGGUGCGGUGGAUUGCUGAUGUCAUUCGGAAGAUGCGGGAACUUGGAGUACGCGCGGUCGAUGUAAGCAAAGAGUCGGAGCAGGCGUGGAAGAAGGAAGUCACAGAGAUUGCGAAUAUGACUCUAUUGCCUAAAGCCAAGUCGUGGUACAUGGGUGCGAACAUUCCAGGGAAGCCGGUGGAGCCACUGUUUUACCUUGGUGGGAUGCUGCUGUACCGCGAGAGGUGUUUAGAGACUUCUCGUGGGGAACUUGAUGGUCUUGUUAAGAUGUGA
Messenger RNA from Aspergillus campestris IBT 28561, 1665 nucleotides. RefSeq names its product flavin-containing monooxygenase. The record is from RefSeq and is a predicted model, not a curated record. Gene Ontology annotation, molecular function: flavin adenine dinucleotide binding; N,N-dimethylaniline monooxygenase activity; NADP binding. The transcript has a single exon. Lineage: Eukaryota; Fungi; Ascomycota; Eurotiomycetes; Eurotiales; Aspergillaceae. Bases 1 to 1665 code for a protein of 554 amino acids.